AGCAAUUAACGCCGGCGGCCGGGAGCUGGAGGGGUGCAAGGCCUGCGCGGGGCGCUUUUCUUUGGAUGCGAACGCAGAAGAACCAGCCUGGGAAGGAGGUGGCCCAGUUUUUUAACUCCGAGAAGCUGAAAAACAAAAAAGCGCGGCGCCUCGGUGCCGGGGCCCCUCCUGCUGCCUGUAUUGUCCCGGGACGAAACCACCGCCCGCGGCCCCCAUGGAGAUACUCGGCCGGCGGGGCUUUCGCGCGGGUGCGCAUGUGCCGAAGCCGGAGGGACCGGCCGCAGCGAAACGCGCGGGCGCCUGGCUGCUUUAUCUUUGGGCGGGGAGGAGCGAGGGGAGGGUAA
This is a messenger RNA of Amoebophrya sp. A120, 344 nucleotides long. NCBI's taxonomy places the organism in Eukaryota, Dinophyceae, Syndiniales, Amoebophryaceae. The record is from the annotation of a GenBank genome assembly.